UCCUGUGCAACCAAACAGUAACAACAAGAGGAGGAAGAGGAAAAACGACAGCUCUAGGAUCGUCGUCGACUGCCUUGCGUGACAACACUGGAAUCGCACUCAGGCUUCGGGAUCCUCCUUAUUGACCUGCAACAUGUCCGACUUACUGAGAUAUAUCGACUACGACCACAAAGCCACCUUCCUGAAAAUGCUCAACCAGCAGAGGAUGGAGGGUGAGCACUGUGAUGUGGUGGUGGUGGUGGAGAACAUCGAGUUCCGGGCUCACCGCUGUGUCCUGGCAGCCUGCAGCAACUACUUCAAAAAGCUCUUCAAGAAGCAGAGCGAUGAGGAUAACUCCAUCGUGGAGCUGGACUUCAUCCGCUCCGACAUCUUUGAGGAGGUGCUCAACUACAUGUACACGGCCAGGCUCGCUGUGAGGAAGAAGGACAUCAAUAUGAUGAUGUCGUCUGGCCAAAUCCUUGGCAUUAACUUCCUGGAUAACCUGUGCACACAGAAACGUGAACUAACCAACAUGAAGACCCGAGAGAACCAGGCUCCGGGCGACCACGUGAUGAGAGCUCAGGACGCCAUCCUGAAGGAGCUGGCCAUGGAGGAGGUGAGGAAGAACAGCUUCUACGACCAGGGCAUGGACAGCAUGGGGCCGGGAGCCUCGCAUGUGACGCAGCCGCACAACUACAACACCAACAUGACAAAAGAUCCUCACAGCCACAACUGGGGCUCCUCCUCCUCCAGCGACAUGAAGCUGGAGUAUCUCCUCUAUGGCCACCGCGACCACGGCUCCUGCCAGAGCACGGGCACUAAGCCCUUGGACCACAAUGCCAAAAAGGAGCGUCUCCUCACUGCCAACCGUCCUUACGCCUGCGAGCACUGCCCCAAAGCCUUCACCACCUCUGCGCACCUCAAAGAGCACCUGAAGAUCCACUCAGGGUUCAAGCCUCACCGCUGCGUCGUCUGCGGCAAGGCCUUCAUCAGGGGGCCCGACCUCAAGAGGCACGAGAGGGUCCACAGCAACGAGCGGCCCUUCGCGUGCCAGAUCUGCGAAAAGGCCUUCAAGCACAAGUCCCACCUGAAAGACCACGAGCGGCAGCACCGAGGCGAGCGGCCAUUCAACUGUGGUUCCUGUGACAAAGCCUUCAUCAAGGCGUCGGACCUGAAGCGCCACUGGAACACCAUGCACAGCGGAAACCCCCGCAGACAGAUGUCGCUGUCCCCCGCCGCCUCCUCCCACCACAGCCAGGUCGAGGCCCCUGAGCAGAGAGACUGGAAAAUGGAGACUGGACCACAUUCGCAUAACUCUGGAGACUGUUGAGCCUGUGAAUGCACCACACACACACACACACACACACACACCUACAUUGACAUGCAAGACACACACAACAUGUAAACACAAUUCAUUCAUCCACAACCCUGUGACAGGUUGAUGAUCAGCCUGGCGUCACAUGGACGCGCAUCAGAGUGAGUAACUAAGAGAUCCUAGCAUGUUCAUAAGACUGUGGGGGCUGUGUUAUUAUUAUUAUUAUUAUUAUUAUUAUUAUUAUUAUUAUCAUUACUAUU
Solea senegalensis (Senegalese sole) is the source of this 1554-nucleotide messenger RNA. RefSeq names its product zinc finger and BTB domain-containing protein 14-like. Gene Ontology annotation, cellular component: nucleus. Lineage: Eukaryota; Metazoa; Chordata; Actinopteri; Pleuronectiformes; Soleidae. The transcript has 2 exons. The record is from RefSeq and is a predicted model, not a curated record. Gene Ontology annotation, molecular function: RNA polymerase II cis-regulatory region sequence-specific DNA binding; DNA-binding transcription factor activity, RNA polymerase II-specific; protein binding. Gene Ontology annotation, biological process: regulation of transcription by RNA polymerase II. The coding region runs from base 134 to 1309 and encodes 391 amino acids.